AUGGAUCAUAGGGCAAAGGACUAUCCAUGUAAUAAUGGUGAUGGAGGUAGUGGCAAUGGAGGUCAGCCUAAUCAGCAUAAUCAGCAGAAUCCUAUAGGCAGAGUCUUCGCAUUGACUUCUUGUCAGGCAGCAACUAAUCCAGGUACUGUUUCUGGAACGCAUGAUGCUUAUGUGUUAUUUGAUACUGGUUCGACUCAUUCUGUGGUGUCUCUAUCAUAUGUUCGUUAUCUUGAUGUCUUACCUUCAUUAUUAUCUCCACAUAUGUCUAGUGCUACCCCUAUGGGGACUUCUGUUAUUAUUUCUGAUAGGUCUCAACCAAAAGGGCAGGUUAAGUUGAUUUCAGCUCUAAAGGCGAAGAAGCUCUUGACUAAGGGUUGUGACGGUUAUCUUGCUUUUGUGAAGGACACAUCCAAGGUUGAGUCUCGUAUAGAGGAUUAUGUAGUUGUGGGUGAAUAUGCAGAUGUGUUUCCCGAUGAGUUACCAGGUUUGCCACCGCAUCGAGAAGUGGAGUUUACUAUUGAACUUGUUCCAGGUGCAGAGCCUAUUUCUUAG
Messenger RNA from Daucus carota subsp. sativus, 552 nucleotides. RefSeq lists its product as uncharacterized. The transcript has 2 exons. Gene Ontology annotation, biological process: proteolysis. The coding region runs from base 1 to 552 and encodes 183 amino acids. The record is from RefSeq and is a predicted model, not a curated record. Lineage: Eukaryota; Viridiplantae; Streptophyta; Magnoliopsida; Apiales; Apiaceae. Gene Ontology annotation, molecular function: aspartic-type endopeptidase activity.